Molecule: messenger RNA, 1167 nt
Organism: Babesia bigemina
Lineage: Eukaryota; Apicomplexa; Aconoidasida; Piroplasmida; Babesiidae
Exons: 2
Coding region: 1-1167 (388 amino acids)
Molecular function (GO): zinc ion binding
Source: RefSeq, a predicted model, not a curated record
AUGGUAGAGCCUCUCGUGUGGCCCACACCUCCUCCGGAGGCUGUUACGGAGGCCAAUAGGGAGUACGCCGAGAGUUCUAGCAGGGAUUCCGUCACGGACCAGAGUGAGAACGACGCAUCGCCUUCUGAGACGCAGAGGAGGACUUUCAACCUGUUCCACUACAUCAAUUAUCCCCCUCUGCGCAACUCCAUCGCCCAGCCCGAGGGUAACCCAGAAGACCCCGAAUUUCGACGCAUGGUCUCCAAUCGCAAUUAUUUAAUACGGAUUCUGGUCUACAUUCACCUAUGCAGUGCACUGAUUGUCUGCGGGCUGAUGGUCUUAACUGUAGUGGGUUACGAGAUCCGUAUGUAUGAGGAGCAACGUCAUCCGUCGCACUGCUUGAUACUCUUCUGGCUCAUACGCACGCUCCUCAAUGUAUGCCUUAACGUGUGGUCAAUUCGUUAUCAUAUUCUCCACAUGUCGCGCCGCAGAGUGUUCAACUGCUGCAGGAAAAUUUACGAUCUGGGAUCUAUUGUAUGGGUGGGUUUCGCGGUGUACUACAACAUGAUUUACCCGAGAGAGAAUUUGUGGUCUGCGUCGUGUAGGUUGUGCUUCUUUAUGAUUUGGCUUACAAUAGCGAGCUACAUCACCCCCAUUAUGGCCUUCGACUUGUUCUCUCUUAUACUAUGCCCGGUGGUAUUCUGCGCGCUGCGCUACAGGGAGCAGGGCAGCUUGUCGCCUGGUUUGCCAAGGAAGCUGCUGGCAAAGCUGGACGUUGAUAAGUUCGAAAACGUAGCAGAACGCAUUAAGAGAGGAGAGACCAAGGCAGCGUACCCAGGCAAUACGCCCGCCGAGACCCCCUGUACGGAUAAUACCGGGGAUACGGCAGUAUCGAUUUCAAGCGAUGAGGCUGAACACACCGAAGAAGUGAGCGACACACGCACACACAGAUCUGAAGCCACCAACGCUAUGACCGUCCUCGACAGGCUUUGUGCCAUAUGUAUUAUGGAAAUCGACGAUCGCGAGAAGAUUUACGUGAUGCCAUGUGACAUACGGCACCUGUUCCACCGCGAUUGCCUCAAGAAAUGGUUUAAACGGAGUCGCAUAUGCCCAAUAUGCCGGAUCAACGUGGCCGAUAUCAUCAGAAACGACCGCGAGAAACAGCUAUUGUUUACCACAGUAUCAUAG